Coccidioides immitis RS is the source of this 417-nucleotide messenger RNA. RefSeq lists its product as uncharacterized. The transcript has 2 exons. The record is from RefSeq and is a predicted model, not a curated record. The coding region runs from base 1 to 417 and encodes 138 amino acids. NCBI's taxonomy places the organism in Eukaryota, Fungi, Ascomycota, Eurotiomycetes, Onygenales, Onygenaceae.
AUGUCUGCAUCCAAAGCACCAGCUGUCAACACUCAAGACCUUAUAAAUAGGAUCUUGCAGCUUGAACAGAUUACCAAGAGGCUUGGAGAGCAGAACUGUGAAUUGAAAGAUUAUAAUGAGCAGCUUGAGGCCCAGGUCAUGGCCAUCCUAUUUACUGGACAACAGAAAAACAAAGAUAAAGCUAAACUGCACAUCUACAUGGAUAUGAAAGACAAAGAACUCAGUAAUGAUAAGAAUAAGAUAAUAAUGGCAGCAUCAUAUCUUUGUGAAGUAGCAUUUGAUUGGUUUGAUGUCUACCUGCAGAAUUAUUACAAAAAAGAUGAAGUCAAUCAGAAUAACAACAUGAUUAAGAUUAUUGAUAGUUACAACAUCUUUAUUUGGAUGUUGAAAACCACUUUCAGAAAAGUUGAGGAAUGA